Phasianus colchicus (ring-necked pheasant) is the source of this 10238-nucleotide messenger RNA. Lineage: Eukaryota; Metazoa; Chordata; Aves; Galliformes; Phasianidae. The record is from RefSeq and is a predicted model, not a curated record.
CCCUGCCCUCUCCGCAGCCCCUCGGCUGUCCCCGCAGAGGCUCCGGUCAUCCUCCCGUCCGCUGGGCCGUAAUGCCCCUUCGUGUCCUGGGGCGUGACACGUUUCUGUCGAAGGCCGCAACCGAGCAGAGCAACGCAGUCCCACGCCACACCUCCUCUUGGGAUGGAAAACAUCUCAAGGUUAAACUUCCUUAUAUGAGCCAGGUUGGACUGCACAGAGCAUUUAAUCUCAUCAGCUGGAAAUAGAUUCUGAGGGUGUCAAAACUGUCUAGUCCGCCUAAACAACAGUGUAUUGAGAGGUUCAGUUGUAAUGCUAGUGGUUAGCAUACUUAGUGGAUCAUAAUGACCUCUAUAAGCAUUAAGGAAUACUGGAGAUCACUCAUUCAAUGUUUUCCUGCAUCCUUCAAGCUGUUUAUUUUCAUCUACACCUUUGUUUUUUCCUUUUCUUUCCCUUUUGUUUUCAUUUAUUUAUUUUUGCCAGAAUUGAGACCAGUAACUAGAUUUUAGCUGCAGUCUAUUUUCCAGAAAGGCACACAGCUCUGAUCUGACACCACCAAUUUCACUGCUCCCCUGGGUAGUUUGUUGCUGUGGUUUCAUGUUCUGUAUUUAAAGCCUACAUCCUAAAUUUGUAAAGCUUCAGUGCCUCCAAAUAAUGAUAUGCUUUAACCUCAUACAAGAAGACUCACAUAAUAUUUUCUGGUAACUGCUAUGUAUAUUGCUUAGGUAAUCUCUCAAGGGUCUUUUCUGCAUGUUUUCAGGAUACAUUUUUACACCGGUUCUUCUUCAUUGUUAUCCACUCCAAGGAGAAGACUGCAAUAUCUGAUAGUAGCCAGCGUAUCCAUUUCUUCCUGGGUGUGGUAGAUCUAAUAGCACUAAUAGCAAUUGUGUACAAUCAGUCUUGAUUCAGAUUCUUUGCAUAUGGAGGCUUACAUGUGAAGAAAAAUGUCUCAUUUCAUAGCUUUACAAUCAGAUUUUGAGGCGUAACAACAAUUACUUUUGAAGUAGAAAACAUGAUUUCACUAAGUAUUUUUCCUCAAACAAACAGACAUAUUCAUGUUUGAGUUAGCCAAAAUAAGAAGUUGAACUAAUUUCUACUCUUUAAAAGCAGAGUGACACCUAAAGGCCAAGUGCAUCAGUCCUGUGUGGCUGCAUUCCAGUCACUGCAGCUGCAAGUUGUGCAGGCAUCCUUAAAACUCCCUUUAAAGAGGGAGCUUACGUACUGUUAGCUGAAUAGAUACAGUAGUGUCAGGUAUAGAGUCUGCUUGAAAAGUGUAGUAAACACACAAAGAACUCCUCUGGGGCUCUUCAGUAUUUAAUUAUUUCAUUUCUAACUUCCUAUGCAUUAUGUAGUCAUUUUACAUUCACCUCUUUCUACUGUCUUUUGAGUAUCUACCAUGCAUUUUCUUACACCCUAUCUUCUUUUUGCCUCAAAGACUUGUGCAAUUACAGUGAAUUUGUUGGCAUGUGUGCCUCUACUUCCUCUAAAUCAAGAACUCACUAGCCACUUACAGAGGGUAGGGAAAAGAUACUCAUUUUAGGUGAAUAAAUAGCCGGCUAGAGGAGAGAGAGCCUGUAAUGAUCUCUGGGUGUAUCCUGACAGAAAGAAAUUCCGUAAUGUGAACCCAGGCAUUAUUGGAGAGCAGAGUACACACUAGAUAUAAUUCCUUACAAAACACACUAGCUGAUAUAUCAGGAAAAUAUUCCACUUUGAGUUUAAUGUCUACAAAAUACCAGUCUGUGACAAAUCAGACUUCAUCUGUUCCAUACAUCUCAAGAUACUACGAUUUUUAAAGAGAUUUAAAUUACUGUAAAUCAGCAUUAAGGUGGCAACAGUCUCAAGAAAAUUCCUAUUAUGCAAAAUGGUUUGCAGCACAAUUGUUUGCCCAACAAAUCCAUGAUGUUUAUCUCUUCCUCAUGCCAUCCAUAAAUUGCUUUCAUCUUCAGAACUUCAACACAAUUUGGUAUAAAGACUUUGAAAAAUUAGUCUGGUCUUUAUAAAACUAAUAUUAUUAAACUAUUUGUUUUCAGCUGGUAUCUGUAGGAAGUAUAGUUUCCACUGCAUUUCUUCCCAGCCUAAAACAUAGAACUGAGUGAUAGUUUACAGACAGAGUUUAACUCUUAUUUUGGAGCUUUGAGUGCUGUGCAAUUUCAAUUUCUAUUUGGUUUCUAAAGCCAAAAUGUGUUUGAUUUUUGAGUGUGAUUACAUAUCAUUAUGAGGAAAUUCAACACCAGGAAUCAUCCAACAGCCAGCAGGAUUUACUGUCCAUGCUGUGUUUAGUACUGCCAUAGUUAUUCUGCCACCUACAGCUACUCUUCAGCCCUACGUGAGUGUCUGCCAAAAUCACUCUAGAAUAAUUUGGACAGCAUUGUGCUUAGGAUAUGAAGUCACACACUGUGGUAUUGUUUUGCCAGCUCUUUGUACCUCUGUAAUGAAUUUCUACACGGAAGAAGGAAAUUCUUCUUUUCCCUUUGUUAUUUUUGACAGAUUUGUCCCUCACUUCAUCAGUUACUGCUUUCUCCUCCUCCUCAUGGUCAUUCUAACCAUACUGGAAGCAAAAACAGCUAAUGAGAAAACAGAAUUUGUGGUUCCUAUACAAGCGUACUCAAUCUUGUUAAUCUACCUGACACCUGAAGUUCAUUAUCUAUUGAUGGAGAGCACAGGUUUAUCAGUAAUGCCUUCUGCCAUGUCAGAAUAUCAGAUAUGUUGCUUUUAAGAUUAAGAAGCACAAAGCUACGAUAACACCACUAUCAUGAAAUCUAAAUUUUUUCAAAUAUGGAUUUCUCUAAAUCUCUUCCAUGCAGUGAGCAACUCAAUGACUGGAAGAGUUUCACACUCUACCAUAUAUGUACAGAUGUGUGAAAUAGAAUAGUUAAGCUUAAAAUAAACUCUAAAAGCGAACAAGAUAAAAUACAGGUGAAUUAAGGGUAUCCAAAUAAGCUGACCUUGCCCCCUGCUUGCUGGCAGAGUGCUGACAGCCAUCUGAGUAGCUUUGUGCAUUGCAAUAAAUUUUAUAUUACUCCUUCUAGCUCAUAGGAGGUUUUUUCCCUGUUUGUCUUAGUCAUCUUUCCCUUAAGCUGCAGGCUUCCAAAUGAAGCUAUGGGCUUCAUUUCUUGUUGAGAAACCAUUUUUGCUUCCAAAUCUUUCUUCGCUGAGUAUGCACAGUUACUCCCCAGGGAAGGAACAUGUUUCUAUUCUCCCCCAGGUGACUGGCAGUGCUCUUUUAAAGGAAUAGUAUUGUACAGAAAAACACAAAAUUUAAACAAAGAUCCCCUUAUCAUUUGGAUUUACUUAGCAGAAUAUCAGUCUUUCGAGGGGACUCCCCAGUACCUGGCAGUGUACCCUUAUACCUAUGAGUUAAAAAGACCUGUGGUUCCAGUACAGGCAGCUGCAGGUUCCCUCGGAGCAGCAUGUGCAGUGCCAGCUAUCUGCAGCAAACCUUUGGUUCAGUCCCACUGAGGGUACAAGAGAGUCAACAGGAUAGCAUAAUAAGAAUGCAGUACAGGAAAUGACAGAUUUCAUUACAGAGUAGCUGGAAACAAACCUAAUUUUUCAUACCCCUGCCUUAUCUCUGUCUUUCCUACUAUUGAGAAAUGUAUCCUGGAAAUAUCUAACACUUGGGAGAGAUGAACAGCAUUUUAAAAGCAAUAGAAAAUUCAGUACCCAAGCACACAAGCGAACGUUGAUUUCCCUUCUGAAGUCCUCACAACAAUUCACAUCUGUGUGACUCAGGGCACAGGGGAAGGGCACACUCAGCGCUGUAUCUGGUUCACUGACUCGAGUUCAGAGGAAAAACACUUCUGUUUUUCGAUUCAGUGCUGAAUUAUGUUUAGAUCUUAGAUUACACAAGAGGGAAAGAAAGCAAAGGGUGGAUGAGGAAAUCUUUCAGUUCUGCUUCUGGGAAGCGGCACCAAGUUCACGCUGUGGCAAAAAAGUAGGCCUAGAAAGCCUUUCGCUGGGAAGGGUGGGCCUAAACUUGCUAGGUGAGCACCCAGGCAACCUCCACCCGGCACAGCAGGAGGCACACAAGGAGGCACGUAGCGCCCAGCUACAGACAGAGCUGCCGCCAUGAUGGCGCGACCCGCGCUCAGCCGCCGCCUCAGCGCCUCCCAUCAGUCGCAGGGGCGGCACCGCCCGCCUCCAUUUCCGAGGCGGCGGCGGGCGGUAGGUGGUGGCCGCGGGCCGGCGCUGCCUGGAGGCGGCGGCGGCGCUCUCGGGGGAGGGAAGGAUGCGGGCGGUGAUGCAGCGACCCGUCCGUUUAGGGUUUAUUGGCCUGUCCCGUAGCUGGGAUGCGGUGAUACGGAUGGCAGAAGCACUGCGGGGGCUGGCCCGGGAGAUUUGAAUCCUUAUAUUUCUGGGACAAGAAAAACUUGACAUUGGGAGAAACACUAUGAGGUUUCUUUGUGUUUCACUUUCUUUAACCAUGAUUUGCUGGCUAGCUGAAGGUACCUUGUCAAAAACAGACGCAAAGAAAGCUGCUACAAAAAAACUGGAAGAAAAGACACUGCAUUCUGAUAAGAAUGUGCAGGACCGGGGACUGGUAGUUACAGAUCCAAAGGCAAAGGACAUUAUACUGGAACACAGAAGCUACUGCUCUAAGAAGACGAAAGAAAGACACUUCUCAGGAGAUGUUCUGGGAUAUAUUACUCCUUGGAACAGCCACGGCUAUGACAUUGCUAAAAUAUUUGGAAAUAAAUUUACAUUAAUCUCACCAGUCUGGUUACAAGUGAGAAGGAGAGGGAAGGAGAGGUUCCAGUUCACUGGGCUCCAUGAUGUAGAUAAAGGCUGGAUGAAAGAUGUCAGAAAAAACUCCAAAAACAUCAAAAUAGUGCCUAGAAUUUUGUUUGAUGGCUGGACUUACCAUGACUUUGAGAGUGUUUUUGGCAGUGAAGAUGAGAUAGAAGAGCUUUCACAGAGUAUGGUUCUGCUAGCCAAGAAUGAAAAUUUUGAUGGCUUUGUAGUUGAAGUUUGGAGUCAGCUGGGAAAUCAAAAGCAAAAGGAGUUGAUACACUUGCUCAUUCACCUUUCUGAAGCUCUGCAUGAAGCACAACUGAAACUCAUACUCGUCAUACCUCCAGCAGUCGCAGCAGGGACUAACCAGCCAGGAAUGUUCACAAAGAAAGAAUUUGAUCAGUUGGCCUCAGCAGUAGACAGCUUCAGUCUCAUGACAUAUGACUAUUCGACACCACAAAGACCUGGUCCAAAUUCCCCACUGCCCUGGGUACGAGCCUGUAUUCAAGUAUUGGAUCCUGAUUCAAAAUGGAGAAAUAAAAUACUUCUAGGGCUGAAUUUCUAUGGCAUGGACUACUCUGCUUUGGGAGCCUUGGGGGAGCCAAUCCUCGGUACCAGGUACAUUGAAACCUUGAAGGAGCACAAACCAAAGAUUGUCUGGGAUGAACAAAUUGCUGAACACUACUUUGAAUACAAAAAAAAUAAAGGAGGAAAACACGCCAUCUUCUAUCCAACACUGAAGUCCAUCCAGUUGCGCUUAGAGCUUGCAAAAGAAUUGGGCACUGGUAUAUCCAUCUGGGAACUGGGACAAGGCCUGGAUUAUUUUUAUGACCUGCUUUAAAGUAAGAGAUGAUGUGGGAAAGACUCUUGCUUCACUGAGACUCCACCUUCAAUUAAUUUGAGUAUCCUGGAGAGGUGAUUUUGAAAACAUUUUUUGUGAUUUAUUUCAUAUCUGUAUUAAAUUUGCAUUUUUUCCCAAUAAAGAACUUCCUGAUUUGCCACAUAGACAAGAUUGUUGGUUUCUGAUAAAGUUCAGAGAAAAGAACUUGAAAGCUUCUGAAUUCACAGCGCUUAGAAACAGACCAACCUGUACAGCUAGGAUGACACUAGAACUGAAAAUAUUUUCUAGGUUUUUUUUUUCUGCAAGAAAUUAAAUGGACAAACUGGUACCAUCUGAUCAGGGCUUAAGCUGGAUAUCUCUCAAACAAUUGCUGCUAAUCAUUUAAGUGAACAAAUAAAUUAAUCAGAUUAUGUCUGGCAAAUUUAACAUCUGCUGGACUCUGCAACCUGCUGUCUUUUAAUAAGGUAAGUCAACAUAAAAUGAAGAGGGUGGGUGUGAGGGGAGCAAUUAGAUACCUUACUCUAGGGCUGGUAAAGGAUUGAAUACUGACUGUUGGCUGUAUUUGUUUUCUUCAUUUUACUACAUUGCUUAUGUAGUUCAAAAUCACAGUAAUUCUGAUUCAUGACUUAUUUCUAAAUCAUUUUUGUAAGUAGGAGAUGAUGCUCUGUGAUUUCUCUCUUCCACUUAGCCUGCUUAGUGUCUUAUUUUACAGUACUUUGCACCAGUGCAUGAUGCAUUAGUGAUUAGUUUGUGGGAACUGUAGUGUUUAGCACAAAAGGCUACAAUGGAUAUGAGAAGUAUGCGUGUAAUGAUGGAUUAUGCUGAUAACCCCAAGAGAACACCACAGCAGCACUGACAACGCCUUUAUUUAAGUAGGUGCUAUGAAUAUAGUCACUAUCUUUCUGAAUAAAGCUGUCAUUAUUUAACUGCACACAUUGGUGCUUUUGCCUCCAUGAAACAGAUUUUUUUUUAUUAACUCAGAAGCUAUUAAAAACAGCCCUGUCUCCCCCAUAUAUGUAAGUUUUCUGUUUGUAGAAGUACACAGGCUUCAAGGUAGUUUGUUGUAAGGAAGUAAGGGGAGGUGGUGGGAAUUUGAUGAGGGUGUUGCUGGUCCCCAGCAGAGAUCCAGGCAGUAGCUCUGUACUCCCACUGGCGUUCUUCUUGCCACUUACAGUUGUCACAAAGAUAACUGCACUCCUUCUCUUUGCAUCCACCCUUCCCAGUAAUUAAUCUCAGUGGGGGAUUUAUCUGCCCCUGCUUGUUUCAGCGGAAUAAAUCCCACUGUAAUCCACCAUUGAUUAAAGAACUAUUGAUCUUCACCUCACUGAUUUAGUUCUGGCAUCUCUCGACUUCUCACAUUGCAGUAUCCAGCAGGGUUUACUAAUCAGGCUUCUUUCUUCCAUACCAUUAGUACUGAGAUAAUUUGCUACGUGAAUCCUCAUGUUCAAUUAACUUGAGCUCUCUGGUUCGUUCAAAAGCAAUUUAAAAGUCACUUUUGGCAAUGGUGUCUGCACAAGAAUUAAGUUCUAUUAUGCUGUUUUUCUGCUUUCAGUGGCAUUAGCAAACCAGAAUGUCUCAGAAAAAAAGAUGAUCAGUUACAAACGAAAGAGUUUGGGAUCUGAAAUGGCAUGCAUUGCCAGCUACUAGCUGGUAGAUAGUGGUUUUAAAAGUGAAAGUUUUGGGGAAGAAGAAAAUAUUUCAUUUUAAUAGAUUGUUUCCUCUCUAAAAAGGAUAAAUGUAAUCUGUCACACUUUUUUCUUCAUUUUUUUUCAAUCUCGCAAUGAUUCUCUCUGAAGUUCAACUGUUCUUUUUCUCUUUGAGUACAGCUGUGCUAGGGAUAACUAUCUUUAGCAUCCUCAGAGAUGGAAUGAAUACUUCUGUGUGUCAGAAAGAUCAAACUAACCCUGCUAAAUCAUGAAAAAUAAAUACCAGAGGAGAAGUACAUUGUGAGUUUGAGCAAUUCAUGGCAUGAGACUAAGGAUUUUGUCUUUUUGUCUUUAAAGGUAAAACAUAUUUAUUGCUUUAAAAAUAACAGUUAAAAAGAAACAGAGCAAGCAUAGUUCUUUAGCAUGAAGUUCUCAGAAAAUAAAGUACCUGGCAGGCAUUUGAUUGAACUUCAGAAUGAAUGAAGACUUGCUUCUAAUGGAUUUAUGUUAUGAUCACUUAAUUUCUCAAUGUGUGGCAGUGUCAACUUGUGUUUUGUUAGAUAUCACAGAAUGCAAAAAAGCUGUGUACCACCAGUGACCCAUGAUGAAGGCAGAUUUCUCUUGAAAUUUACACCUCACUGCUUGGGUGAGAAGAUGACACAAGAGAGAUGCUGGUACAAAGAUGGGUUCUGUAGGGCAUCUGUUUUUGUGUCUUUCCUUCUGACAAGGGGAGCAAGCUGAGCAAAGGGCAGAAAUGGGUGAGAGUGCUGUGUGGCAGUGCUGUAAGAACCACGAUACUGGGCAAUUUACUUUCAUUUCUGUGCUUCAAAAAGAACAGAAAACAUUGCUUUGUGGUAUAUGGAGACAUUUUUUGGUACAGUGAGGAAAACAUUUUACGUCUGUUUAUCCUUAAAAGCAAAUACUUCUUAAAUGAAGUACUUGUGGAGCCAAAGAUAUUGGACUUAAAAAAUCAAGGUAUGAUGGGGAGAAAUAUCUGGUGUUCCUGUUAAAGCAGCAAAAAUCAUGUAGCAAGUAUUAAAAUAGAAAUGUUUUUAUUUCAACAGAAUAUCCUUCAGUUUUCUAAAGUACUAGUAAGAAGACAAAAAGUUGUGCUGUCACCUGACUCUGUUAUAGGAACAAAUUUCCAUAUGUUACAGCAAGAUCACAGGUGCCAUGAACAGUAUCAAUUACCUAGCUGAUGCCAAGCAGAGCUUUCUUACAUGUGGCCCUAAUUGCAUUUCCCCAUGUUUUAGUUUUUGGAGUUAGAACAGAAUAGAAUUUGAUUAACACUGGUUCUUCAAAAUGUUGCUAAAAUAAAUAAGGUCACUUAUCAUGUGUUAGCAUUUGAGAUUAAAAGCUGAAAAUCUGUCUUUACAUGUAUUACUUUGGAAAUAAAAUGUUAUUACAAAUUGUAAUUAAAAAAAAAAAAAAAAAAGUGGAUGAAUGGAGUCCAAGAGUCAAAAUUGAAAACAAUUUGUUAUUUUACUUGUUAUUUAUUCUCCACAUCAGCUGCUGAAAGCAGAGCAAGGCACCACUUGGAGCACAAAGAUUAUCACAUUUGAUCCAUCCAUUGCGUGGAGUUUAAAUAAGGUAAGAUUUAGUAAUUACCUGGUCUGGGAAGGCAAAGCAUAAACUGAAAGCUGUUCCUCUGUGUGCAACUUCUCAGGUGGGAACAGAACUGCAUCAGAUGCCCACAUGUUGCUUUGAAGGUGGUUAACGAAGCUCAUGUGAAAGUGCUCAGUGUACAGGAGCAGUGUAUUGAUUUUCUAGAAACUUUCCAGCUCUCCUAAUUUCAUUCACCUGAAGCAACUAAUUGCAACAGGUGUGAUGUGGUGGCAGGAAGGUACAGACUUUCCAGUAGCAGACUGUGUGCUUUGUGAUUCUGGAAUCAGUGACUUGGUAUCAGCCAAGUAGGAUGGUUGUAUUUUUCUGCACAUGCAGCCACAGUAGAUUGGAGAAUGUUCCAGUUCUCUCAUCUUUUGCCGUGACAAUCUUGCUAUAUGCAGGAUUGCUUGGGUGAUACGCUUCACCUUCCUUGAAGGAUGGGGGACAUGGAGUGGAAGUCAGAAGAUUUUGACAUUCACCAGUGUACUCCACUAUGUAAAGCCGGCAUGGUACCUCUGCUUCUCAUCCUGCUCAAAAAGGUAAGACUGGGUAUAUUGUUUUCCCUUAUUUCAUGUGUUUGAAUGUAUUAUAGAAGCUCAACCUCACCCCCUGCCCCAAAGAAAAACCCUUAAACCCUAAGGACAUCAUUAAUUUUUGCCAAUCAUUAGUUUCCUCUUCUAUUCUUCCUUAGAACCUGCAUUUAGAAAUGGCCUGAAUAGGCAUUUCAGUGAGGUCUCUUCCAGUGUGCCAGAGCCUUUGGUGCGUGCUCUUUGUCUGCUGUUAAUGGAGAAUGGGUCUGUGACUGAAAACAGCAAAUGUGCAGUAGCUGCCCAACUUAAGAAAUUCCUUAGGAUUGAAUAUGUCUGUUUUCACCCCAAAUCUAAUAAACAUUAGAGGAAAAAAUCCUCUGAUUUCACACUUCUAGCCAUGAGUAGAUGUAGACCCAGCAGCAGCAAUAUCUGCAUUCUUCUGCUGUAGGAGUUAGGGGGAAGGUGCUUGGGAGCAUUGUGCAGUUACAGUGAGGGAGGAGAGAGAGAACUUCUGUUGUUUCAUUUGCUAAACUGGCUCCCUUAUCCCUACAGUUACACAGUGAUUCUGUGGUAGGGUGGGAAAGCUCAGCUUUGCUCAGAGCAGCUACCUCUCUUCUGAUUUCCCUCUUGCACAUAUUUGCUGCCCCAGUUGCCAAAAUGGAAGCUUUCUGAGUAAAACAAACAGUUGUGUUGUUUUAACUCUGCUAUUUCACAUUCCUCUGUGAAAAGACUUUGUGCUAAUAAUCAUUAUUUGUUUUCUUUAAACAACUGAUGUAUUUGGCUACCUGGAAGUCCAAGUUCCUUUGUUCUGCACUCGUGUGUUCUGCAACUGUGUUGCAGCUGGUAAUGUACCAGGUAGAGAUGUUUGAAGUAAUUGAUGGUAACUAC